CAGGAUACCCGUAUGUACUCGCGGUACAUCGUGGAAAGAUGUCGGGAAGGAGAGUAACAAGUGGAGGAACCGUGGACACGAAAUCAGCCAUAAAGCUCCAACGUCGCCGUGUUUAUUGCUAGAUUUUAAAUUAAGUAAGUGGCUGAAUUAGUUAUUCCAAGAAGCGGAGUCGUCUGGUGUGCAUGGGAGGCUAAAAACGUCUUAAUCCGAAGAAGAGACCGAGCGGUGACUGGCAAAUACGACCGCGUGAGAGGGCUUCAACCGGGCAGGGGUGCUGCUUCGGCUUCCCGCUUAGGUGGGGAUGUUAUCCGUACUGUCUUAUGGCAGACUGGUAGCCAGAGCUGUCCUCGGUGGACUCUCGCAGACGGACGGGCGCGACUACAGCCUCGUUACCGCCAGCUAUGGCUUCGGCAAGGACUUUCGGAAGGGGAUUCUUAAGAAAGGGAUGUGCUACGGGGACGACGCCUGCUUCAUUGCGAGGAACAAAAGUGCCGACGUUUUGGGUGUAGCGGAUGGCGUGGGUGGCUGGCGAGACUACGGCGUCGACCCAUCUCAGUUCUCUGCCACGUUGAUGAGAACAUGCGAGCGGCUAGUGAAGGAAGGUCGCUUCACUCCGAGCAAUCCAGUGGGCAUCCUGACCUCUGGCUACUAUGAACUCUUGCAGAACAAAGUCCCCCUUUUAGGCAGCAGCACAGCCUGCAUCGUAGUACUGGACCGACGGAGUCACCAGCUCCACACGUGUAACCUCGGCGACUCGGGCUUCCUGGUGGUGCGCGGAGGCGAGGUGGUACACCGUUCGGAUGAGCAGCAGCACUACUUCAACACGCCCUUCCAGCUGUCCAUCGCUCCCCCGGGGUCCGAAGGGGUGGUGCUCAGUGACAGUCCAGAAGCUGCUGACAGCUCCUCGUUUGACGUGCAGCUCGGUGACAUCAUCCUCACCGCCACCGACGGCCUCUUCGACAACAUGCCCGAUUACAUGAUUCUCCGGGAGCUCAAAAAACUCAAGACCAGCAACUAUGAGAGCAUUCUGCAGACGGCGCAGAGUAUAGCGAAACAAGCUCACGACCUCGCCUAUGAUCCCAACUACAUGUCGCCGUUUGCACAGUUUGCAUGUGACAACGGUCUGAAUGUAAGAGGAGGAAAGCCAGACGACAUCACGGUGCUGCUUUCCAUCGUGGCCGAAUAUACAGACUAGGAAGCGCGUGCGCUCGAAUGUGCGUUUGGCGCCGCGGGGCUCGCUCACCCCUUUCCCGUCCGCCCGACUCUUCCUCAGACACGACGCCCACGCUUCCAUCCAUGUGUGUUUAGUUUUCGUUUGUUCCUCCGGCGUGUCAAAGGGAAAGCGGGCAGAUCGGAUAGAUCCAUGUUGACCGUGGUGCAGGAGCACAUUAAGGCGUCUAAAUUGCACGGCAUGGAAAGAGGAGUAAGCCAGGCUUUGGAGGUUCUUUGAUCAAGAAUUAAGAGGUUGAACUUGAAUGUGUUUCUGUAGCCCCAUUUGAGGCCAAUGCAGAGGAGGUGGCUUUGCGAAUGUGCAGGUUGAGCUAACUAGCUCGGCCCUCGGAGGGAACUCAACAGCGCCUCCGUCGAGGCAACAUGCAUCGAGGUUUGGGGCUUGUAAAUAGUUCUGAGACUGUCUUUACUUUUGGAUUUAUUACUCUUUGACCUACUGUUGCGAGUGAUGCGUUCACGGACACACUGAGAUAGUGUGAUAGGAAAAGGGAGUAAUUGCGUGCGUUUGAGCGAGUUCCAAUGUGUCACGUUUGACGUUAAGAGAAACGCUAUAGCAUCUGGUAAUGCUCACGGUUGCAAACAUAGGUCAAGGGUGUGACGAUAAAGAGAUGUCUAUUUUUUUAAAUAAUGUUGGAAAGUCUCUGUCCAGAUCAAAUGCUGUAUUUCCUCCUAUAGUGGUUUACUCAAUGAACUGCCAAGAUUGUCAGAUGUUGAUUGGGGUGGGCGGGGCUUUACACGUAACAGAUGGAUUUUGAAAAUAUUAAAAUGACGAUACAUUUUAUCCACACAUUUUUCAGACGAGACAACAGACGAAAAAUCUCUUUGCGCGCCUCGCAUCCAAAAAUUGCAUCUUUUGGUUAAACAUUUAGAUCCACUAACGUAGAUCAAAUAUUACCAUUUUAUUUUGUAUGUGCUGUCCAGCAAAACAGUAUUGCAGAAUCUUUUUGCAGUUUGAUUCAACGUGUGGGGAGGGGAAAAAAAAAAAAAAAACUUUUCACAUAAGUCAUCAACUAAAACCGUCCCAAAAUUAGGAAAGUCAUGCUUUUGUUGGACAGUGGUGAUUGUUCUUACACCGCUACCUAGUGGCACAAUACUCUGUAAAUGUUAUUUAAUGUAAGGCGUUUAUUUCUUCCAGUGUGACAAGGGUACUAUUUGAGGAAAUAUGGUAUGUUUGGUUUAGGAAAAAGUCGUAGCAACUAUUAGCUGAUUUUUUAUUUUUUUUUAACUUGCUGCUUUUCACCAUGGUUGUGUGAGUGCGGAUUUCAGUCGCGUUAUGUAAUGUCUUGACCGUUUCAACAUGGGUACACCAAUGACAUCUUUUCUUAAUAUAUUCAUCAGAACGCCUUGUGGUUGUAAACACGCAGCAAUAUUGUACACAAAUUAUGCUCAAAAUUUAAUGGGAUUGAUCCGAUUUUUCUUGCUGGAGGAUAUUGUCUUUCAUACAUGCGAUUGGUUGUCUGUAGAGCUUGUGCACGACAGCUUUCUGAAGCCAAAGAACGAAAGCCAUAUAGAGUAGAAUGCAUAUUAGGGACCCUGCUCUGUACUGUAUGUCUUGCUGUAAGUGGAGACCAAUAAUGUCACUGUUUUAUGUAUUUCAAUAUUAUAGUAGGAGCUGUACUCGUGUGGCGGGGGUAGAUUAUUUGUCAGUGCUUUUCUCUUUGCAUGGUUUCAGUCGAUCCGUUUUACUCCUGUGUCUUUAAAAUGUAUGUCCUGUAAAAAUGUAACUUGUAUGCAGACAAAGGCUGUGAAAUUUUAGCGUGCGAAUGAAAAGGGGGGAGCACAAUUUAAGCCUUACUUAACACAUGAUCCGUCAUCAAGAGGCCUUCCCUGUCUUUGCAAGCUUGUCUCGUCCAUGUUGUUGUUUGUGUGUUCAAUACGGUCUGCGUACGUCCAGUUGUGUGUUCUCCCCAUCAAAGCAAAGGUGCUUCUGCCAUCUCUACGACUGGUACGAUUGUCCUUUUUCCAACAAGCGAUAUUUGUAUGGGUGAAUGAACUGUACAUCUGUUUGUCACGGUGUAACAAUGCAAGUCUAAUUUAUGUAAAUAUGUUUUGAAAAGAAUGUACAAUAUUUAAAUAAAGAAGUUAUAGUA
Syngnathus typhle (broad-nosed pipefish) is the source of this 3320-nucleotide messenger RNA. RefSeq names its product protein phosphatase PTC7 homolog. The transcript has 6 exons. The coding region runs from base 302 to 1195 and encodes 297 amino acids. The record is from RefSeq and is a predicted model, not a curated record. Lineage: Eukaryota; Metazoa; Chordata; Actinopteri; Syngnathiformes; Syngnathidae.